Molecule: messenger RNA, 999 nt
Organism: Dentiscutata erythropus
Lineage: Eukaryota; Fungi; Glomeromycota; Glomeromycetes; Diversisporales; Gigasporaceae
Source: the annotation of a GenBank genome assembly
AUGCCACGUGAAUGGGUUAAUAAUCCUUUUGCUCAUGAGAAAAUUACCAAAGAUAGAGAAAGAUUGAUGAAUCACAUAAAAAUUAUUUCUGAAAAGAAAUUCUAUCCAAAGAAUUUUCUCUUUUUUGGUGAUUCGGGUUCUGGGAAAACCACUAUUGGGGAAAAUUUGGCCGAAUUAUUAGCUAAGGAGAAAAGAUAUUGUACAAAAGCAGUUGAUUCAAAUUAUAUUGAUGAGUAUGAGAAUGAAGAAGUACUAAUUAAGCAUGAAUUGACACAUGAUACGUGGAAAUUUGAGGAUUUAUUGAAUCUUUGUGAAAAAGAUCCCUGUCUGAUCAAACAACGAAAUAAAAAACCAAUCAAAGUGGUUACCAAAUAUAAUAUAUUCACAUCACAAGAUCCUUUUGAUGAUAUUUUUAGUUUUAGAAAACGUGUAUUCGAUGAUAGGAAUAUUAGAAGUCCUCAAAAAAGAAUUGGUUUAUAUAGAAAAUUUUUAAAAUACGAAGAUUAUACGCAUGAUUACAUGAUUCAAUUAUUAGGUCGAUACCAAUCAGUAAAAGUUGACUAUCAUAUUUUUUGGCUUGAACCUGAUAAACCAGGCGAUCUUUUAGAUUUUAUCAAUGGAAGAUUUAAUAUGAAAUUUGUAGAAGGUUUAGAUUUAGAAAAGGCAAAAACAUAUAUUUAUGAUGAUGAUUUUGAGAAUUUAUAUGAGAAUGAUGGUAUUGUUUACUUGAAACGCGAAAUUGAUAUGAAUAUUGUAUUGGGUGGUGUGAUUGGCGAUGUUGAUUUAGACAAUCAAAAUUUUAGUGUAUACAAUAGAUAUUGGCAAUCGGAAUUACCCGAUUCUAUAGUAAUUCCGAAAAAUCUAGAUUCGUUAAACCAAAAAUUACGUGAAAAAAUCAUUCAACAAUUUGAUUUAGAAGUGGAAAUUUCUAAAAAAAGAACUACAGAAGAUUCACAGAUAGAAUCUUCUACUAAAAAGAUUCGAAUAGAAAUUAAUUAG